This is a messenger RNA of Sesamum indicum (sesame), 1188 nucleotides long. The record is from RefSeq and is a predicted model, not a curated record. NCBI's taxonomy places the organism in Eukaryota, Viridiplantae, Streptophyta, Magnoliopsida, Lamiales, Pedaliaceae.
AUGGAGGAGACGUUGAUCAUCCCACCAGGCUUUCACUUCAAACCCACCGAUCAAGAACUCGUCAGUUUCUAUCUCGCAAGAAAGGCUAUGGAUCUGCAGCUGCCAUGGAAUCCCAUUUUGGAGAAGACCAUCUACGGUGAAAACGCAGAUCCAUGGGAUGUUUUCGCCGACGUUCAGUGGGAUACUUCUGUUGUCACUAGAGAGGACAAGGAAUCCAAGAAUGUGAAGCGGGUCAUCUAUGUUUUCACGAAGUUAACGAAAGUCAAUGGCAAGACGAGGAUUUCAAGAACUGCAGGGUCUGGUACAUGGGACGGCCAAACUGGUGCAAGAAAUAUAUACAACAAGUCCAGACAAGUAAUCGGCCAGAUGAAGAUGUUUAGCUUUACCGCGAAAACCCCUGGUGACGUCAGAAAGCAACAUGAUCACUGGAUCAUGCACGAGUACUCGCUUGCUGGCGUUUCAUUGAAGUGUGAGUUGAAAUACAAGGACUAUGUGAUUUGUAAGAUCACGAGAUCGUCAAAGGAGAAAUCUCCACAACAGCCUAUUUUAAGAUCAGUUCCUGGAGAAUCUUCGAGUUCAUGCAGGGAGAAUGACUCAUUGAUUAACAAUGAGUUGGGGAAGAAAAGAUUGGCUGAAGAACACCAAGAAGUUGCAUGUCAGAAGAAGCAGAAGGUGGAAAGUAUGGGCGAACUGGAAGGGAGAUCAACUUACGUUAGCCCUUCUGGUGAUGAUAAUUUCACAUGGACGUCAUAUUUUUGUUGUGCAAAUGCGGCACCGCUGCAACAGCUCCCUAUGCCGGUCGAUGGAUGCUUGAUUCCUCAGCAUGAUCAGACUGACGGAAGAGACUGCUCAUAUCACGAAGAUGAAUCUUGGCUUGAUAUUCUUUUGAAGAACAUGGAUGGUGAUGGAUCCUUGCUUGAUAUUCUUUUGGAUGAUGGAGAUGCGCCUGAAACCUUGUUUGAUCCGAGUUUUCGUCAAUCCCUUGAUGAUAAUUACAUCGCAUCAACAUUAGCGGAUGACGGUGGGGCGUCGCUGCAACAGCCUCCUUCUCUGAUUGAUGAAUGCUUGAUGCCUCAGCAUGAUCAGACUGAUGGACGAGAAUGGCGUCAAGAAGAUGAAUCUUUGCUUGAUCUUCUUCUGGAGUAUGAAGAUGGCGAUAAUGGAUCAUCCUUGCUCGAUUUCCAUUAG